Molecule: messenger RNA, 1064 nt
Organism: Jatropha curcas
Lineage: Eukaryota; Viridiplantae; Streptophyta; Magnoliopsida; Malpighiales; Euphorbiaceae
Gene: PSAF
Product: photosystem I subunit F
Biological process (GO): photosynthesis
Cellular component (GO): photosystem I; photosystem I reaction center; chloroplast thylakoid membrane
Source: RefSeq, a predicted model, not a curated record
AAAACCAUCUCUCUACUUCCUUCACUCGUCUAAAUCUUCUCUUCUUAUUAUCUUUUAUUUUCCAAGAAAAGAAAAGAAAAUAAGAGAAAAUGUCUCUUACCAUACCUACUAAUCUCUCAAAACCCAUGUUGAAGCCAAAACUUGGCUCUUCAUUAAAUCCAGCAAAAUCAUCAAGAUCCUUGAUCGUUUGCUCGGCUUCACAAAACUCAUCAACCCAAGAAAAAGACUCUUCUAAAUCACCACUUCAAGCUUUCUCCGCCGCAUUAGCCCUCUCUUCCAUCCUCUUAUCAGCUCCACUUCCGGCCGUGGCUGACAUCUCCGGCCUAACACCAUGCAAAGAAUCCAAACAGUUUGCUAAACGCGAAAAGCAGCAAAUUAAGAAGCUGGAAUCCUCGUUGAAGCUCUACGCUCCUGAUAGUGCACCUGCUUUAGCUAUCCAAGCGACAAUAGAGAAGACAAAACGACGGUUUGAUAACUAUGGGAAACAAGGAUUGCUUUGUGGGUCAGAUGGGCUUCCUCAUUUGAUUGUGAGCGGUGACCAAAGGCACUGGGGUGAGUUUAUCACUCCAGGGAUUUUGUUCUUGUAUAUUGCAGGUUGGAUUGGGUGGGUUGGUAGGAGUUAUUUGAUUGCUAUCAGUGAUGAGAAGAAGCCUGCAAUGAAGGAGAUUAUAAUUGAUGUUCCUUUAGCUACAAGAUUGAUUUUCAGAGGAUUUUCAUGGCCUGUUGCUGCCUACAGAGAGUUGCUCAAUGGUGAACUUGUUGUCAAGGAUGUUUGAUUUUUCCCUCAACAUCAUAUAUAAUUUAUAUCCUCAGAUCUCAGCGGAGGGAGUGAUUUUGACUGUGUGGAAAUAAUUUUCUCCGACAAUUCUUGUAUUUUGCAGAGAGAUAUGAAGCCAGAGGGUUGCAGUGCUUCAUUUGGGAAAUGUAAGGAGGGAUUUCUUGUAUUGUUAUUUGUGACCAUUUACUUGUAUGUAUCUAAUGCUUGGUGUUGAAGAUUUAGUAACUGUUUAGCCUUACUUUUUUCUUCCCCAAUAUUCAAUAAAUUAAAUUUUCUUUAAAGUUAA